Messenger RNA from Rhodamnia argentea, 432 nucleotides. RefSeq names its product auxin-responsive protein SAUR68-like. Lineage: Eukaryota; Viridiplantae; Streptophyta; Magnoliopsida; Myrtales; Myrtaceae. The transcript has a single exon. Bases 1 to 432 code for a protein of 143 amino acids. Gene Ontology annotation, biological process: response to auxin. The record is from RefSeq and is a predicted model, not a curated record.
AUGAUGUACCCCAAGAAGCUAAUGAAGAUUGCGAGUAAGUGGGAAAAACUAGCAGCUUCUGGCAGGAAAAGAAUUUUGCAUUUGGGAGAUAACGUGGAGAUCAAUUCAUCAUUAGCACCAGAGAAAGGACAUUUUGUCAUCCAAACGACUGAUGGAGGGCGUUUCACUGUUCCUUUGCAGUGUCUCCGUAGCAACAUCUUCCAAGAGCUCUUUAGGAAAUCUGAACAAGAGUUUGGCUCGUUGGGGGACGGCUCUAUCACUGCGCACUGUGAUGCAGCUUCCAUGGAGUACAUAGUAUCGCUCGUGUGGAGAUGCGUAGCGAAAGACAUAGAAAAAGCUUUACUCAACUGCAUUGCAUUCACGCCGUGCUCGUUGGUCACUGCUGCUCAUACCAACUGUGUGGAUCGGCAAGUUUCUUUUCUUGGCCAGUGA